Messenger RNA from Austrofundulus limnaeus, 276 nucleotides. Its product is annotated as lethal(3)malignant brain tumor-like protein 3. Lineage: Eukaryota; Metazoa; Chordata; Actinopteri; Cyprinodontiformes; Rivulidae. Gene Ontology annotation, cellular component: nucleus. Gene Ontology annotation, biological process: negative regulation of DNA-templated transcription. Gene Ontology annotation, molecular function: chromatin binding; histone binding. The record is from RefSeq and is a predicted model, not a curated record.
GAGGCGGAUCAUCACACUCGCUCCUCCCCACAGGUCGGCCCCGGGUCUUUGGCCGACUUCUGUGAGCCAAGGGCCGGCGAGAGGAGCCGCGGAUCAGCGCCUGACCAGAUCCGCUGUUUGUUUCCUCUCUGAAGAAAGGAACCUGAAGAAGACGAGGAGGAGAUGAAGAACAAAGUUAGCAGCACUCAAGUCAGCGUGAAAAGGCGCUCCUGGUCCUGGCAGCAGUACCUGAAUGAGCAGAAGGCAGACGCGGCUCCGCCCACUCUUUUCACACAG